Messenger RNA from Sorex fumeus (smoky shrew), 1563 nucleotides. RefSeq names its product BPI fold containing family B member 6 (gene BPIFB6). NCBI's taxonomy places the organism in Eukaryota, Metazoa, Chordata, Mammalia, Eulipotyphla, Soricidae. Bases 121 to 1482 code for a protein of 453 amino acids. Gene Ontology annotation, molecular function: lipid binding. The record is from RefSeq and is a predicted model, not a curated record. The transcript is spliced from 16 exons.
UCACCUGGCAUCGUGGCCACCAUCCACGUUGGUUCUUUUCAGCCAUAGCUCAAACUUGAUACAAGCACUUGGCCUUCGGUUGGGAGACCCUCAGGUCUUGCCCCGUGGCACAGGUGGAGGAUGCUGUGGAUCCCGUGUCUCGCAUUCUGGGGCCUGCUGACCAGUGCACGGGCCAACCCUGGGGCCCAGCUGCACUUGGGCACGGACAUCAUGAACCAUGAGGUGAAGCGGGCCCUGGAGGAGAGUCAGAUCCUAGAGAAGAUGGCUGCGGAAGCAAGCAAUAAUGGGCCGGCGAUGAAAGCCGUCAAAGGCAUCAAAGAUGUGAAGGUGUCGGAUGUGCUGGAACCGAACAUCACCUUUAACUUCAUCCCCGGGAAGGGCGUCUCCCAGUGUGUGUCCACAGGCAUGACCAUCAAUGGCAAGAGCUUCAUGGGCGGGAAUAUGGAGAUCAUCAUCGUCCUGAACAUCACUGCCACCUACCGGCUCGUGCAGGAUGAGAGGACGGGCCUCCCCACAUUCAGGAGUGAGGACUGUGAGAUCAACCUGGUCAGCGUGAAGACCAACCUGCCCAGCAACAUGCUGCCCAACGUGGUGAACAAAUUCCUGGACAGCACCCUGCACAAAGUUCUCCCCGGCAUGCUGUGUCCAGCCAUUGACACGGUCCUUGUGUAUGUGAACAAGAAGUGGGCCAACCUUCUGGACCCCAUGCCCGUGGGCUCAGUGGGCACCGUCAAAUACGUCCUGUCUGACAUGACCUCCACGGCCAGCUACUUCCAAGUGGACUUCAAUCCCGAGGUGCAGCAGCAAGAAGGCAACACAAUUGCACUGGCUGAGGCUGACAAGACCCCCCAGAUCCCUGAAAGUUAUGCUGAGGGCUCCUCACAACUGAUGCUCUCGACCUCCUUCCUCACCUCACAGCUGACCCUUCUGCAGAAGUCCUUUGAUGUAAAAAUCGAAGAGAAGAAGAUUGGGAAGCUACCCCCACAAACCACCAAGACACUGGCUAAAUUCAUUCCAAAAGUGGCUAAAGCCUACCCCAAGUCAAAGCCCCUUGUGACACAAAUCAAGAUUAAUAAGCCACCCAAGGUCACCACGAUGUCAGGCAAGAGUCUGCUGCACCUCCAUGGCACCCUGGAGAUGUUUGCUGCACGGCGGCGUGGCAAGCCCCCCACAUCUCUCUUCCUCUUGGAUAUGCACUUCAACAUGAAAAUCCAGUUUUCACUGAGUAAGAACCGACUGAAGCUGGCCACAUCUAUGAACAGCUUACUGAGCCUGACCCGGUCAUUCUCCUCAGUCGGAGACUUUAGUGAGGAGAAAUUGAAGGACUUCUUCACUGAAUAUCUGAAAGCUGGCUACGUCCCCAUAGUUGAUGAUCUGCUCCAGAUUGGACUUCCCCUUCCGAACUUCCUGGACAUGGAUUACAGCCUGGCAAAGCUGGAUGUAGUAGAGGACGCCCUGGUGCUGGACUUGAAGCAUAACUGACCAGGGUAGCAUCGCCUGCCAGCCGCCUGCACACCACCCGCAGGCUCUACUCCACGCAGCAGAGCCCCUGAUGGAGUCACG